AUGCGUCUAGCCUCUUCCGAAUCCGAAGACCACUUCUCCGACGCCCAGUCUGCGCCCAUCAGCUCCAGAGCCUCCCCCAUCCCGAAGCUUCGUGUCGAGAAGGUCAGCGAUGAGCCGUCAUACGGAGAAGUGCCGGGCACGGCAGCCUACAAGCUGCGGGAGGGUGAUGCUGAGCCGGAUGAGAUAGCAAUCAUCCCGGAUGCGCAGAAUGAGGAGUCUGAGGAGAAUAAUGGCGAGGAGGUCAAGUCGCCGGCGACUCCGGGCGGGCACCCGAUCCCCAAGACAGUCGUCGAGGAGAGCGAGGACAACUCGCAGUCGCAAUCUCACCCGGAGAGGAGGAACAGGGCAGACCCGCCGCCAGAUCUCGUCUUGACGGCUGACGGCAAGACUGAGGAUGGUAGCAGCGGGGCAGCAGUUUCUGCUGCCACGCUCGGCCCUGGUGCUGCCGGCUUUGGAGGCGAUGAUGACGAAGACUUUGGUGACGAUUUCGAUGACUUUGAGGAAGGAGACGAAGACGCAGAUUUUGGCGAGUUUGACGACGGCUUCGAUGAGCCCGAUGAGCCCACACCUGUCCCGGCCGCUGCACAGGCACCCGCCGUGCAGCCUCUAUCCUUUCCUAUACCCGACUUCGAAGGCAUGGACUCUGAUGAGAUAUUUGCUGCUACGGAGCCAUAUCUAAACGCUCUAUUCCCUACCGAAGAAUCGGACACCCCCUCUAUACCCCCGCUAUCCAAAGAGAACCCCAUAUUUCUGACGCCUAGAAGCGCGUCGUUAUGGUCACAACUGGUAGCACCACCACCACUACAGCCUCCGGACUGGAUACGAUCUCGCAUCCGGCGGCUCUUCCUCGUCUCGCUUGGCGUACCCGUCGACUUAGACGAAAUCCUGCCCGCAUCAAAGCAGAAGAAACUUAUAUUACCCUCGCUGCACCACGUGAACUCGUCCGGAUCACUACGGACGUCGACAGACUCACGCGGCAACACCAACAAUAGCAUCACACGCCUGAAGCAAGGCGGCGACGGCAACGCCUCGAGCACGUCCGUCGACUCGCAGGGCAAGCCCUCGGCGUCGUCCAAGCGGCGCAAGGGCCCGCCGCCGGUGCCGGACCUGGACCUCGUGACGGCCAAGCAGCUGUGCACGACGACGGACGAGGCGCUGCUGGGCAUGACGGACGCGGAGCUGAAGGCGCACGUCGCGCGGCUCGAGAAGAUGGAGGUCACCUCGAAGGAGGUGCUGGAGUACUGGACGAAACGGACGGACGAGAAAAUCGGCGACCGGGAGGCGUUUGAGGGCGUCAUUGAGAACCUGGUCAAGCAUGCACGAAAAGUGCGCAAAUAG
This is a messenger RNA of Phaeoacremonium minimum UCRPA7, 1338 nucleotides long. RefSeq lists its product as hypothetical. NCBI's taxonomy places the organism in Eukaryota, Fungi, Ascomycota, Sordariomycetes, Togniniales, Togniniaceae. The coding region runs from base 1 to 1338 and encodes 445 amino acids. The record is from RefSeq and is a predicted model, not a curated record. The transcript is spliced from 2 exons.